Molecule: messenger RNA, 468 nt
Organism: Striga asiatica
Lineage: Eukaryota; Viridiplantae; Streptophyta; Magnoliopsida; Lamiales; Orobanchaceae
Source: the annotation of a GenBank genome assembly
AUGGAGAAAAGAUUCGGUGCAGACCCAAACCAGAAGGCCCGGGUUCUACUGCGUGAUGUGAUGGAGAAGAUGAAGCCAUUCUUAAUGGCAUAUGAAGGGAUUCAAAGAAGAGCGGGAGGUGAAGCAGCACCUAUAUUUAUUCAUAUUAUUUAUUGUUACUAUUAUUUCAUUGCUUCAAUAAUGAGUAAGCACAAGAAAGAAGUAGUUAUGGAGAAAGCUGAAAAUGAUUUAGCUGCCGUGAUGGAUCAACACAAGUCAUGCAUAGAAUAUGUUGAAGCUGCUACACUUUGCAACUUUUGUAAAAAUGGUACACUUUUGAAUCUUGAUGGGAUCAAUACUUCCUUGCUACCUCUAAGCGACCCAUCGGUCGAGCCUUUGCAGAUUAAAUGCCACUUAGAAUUCAUCUGUAAUGAACUCGCAUCUUGGGGUUGCUUCCAUUCUCUGGUGUUGCAUCGGGAUGAGAAGUAG